GGGUCCUCUCGGCCGCGGCAUGGCCCCGCCGGCGGGGGACGUGUCCCGGGAGCUGCAAGAAAGCAUCCGCCGGGCCCUGGGGCGGCCCCGCAUCCACCUGCUGCUGCGUGCCCGCCUGGAGACCAAACCCCGUCGGCUGGAGGAGAGGAUCCUGGUCCUCACUGCCUGGCGCCUGCACCUCUUCAGCCCCACGACACCGGCCAAGGCUGAAGGUUCCCUGAGCGUGCUGGAGAUUCGCUGCAUCAGCGCCACCAGCCCCACCCAGGUGCGCCUGGACACGGAGCGGGGUCCCCUGGCCCUGGCCCUUGCCACCCCUGCUGCUGCCGCCUGCCUGGCCCGGGAGCUGGGAGCUGCCCUGGGGCGGGCCCUGCCCUGUGCCCCCCCUGUUUGGACCCUCCCCCCGGCCCCGCCCCUCGACACCUCCCCCACAUCGGAGAGCUCCGCCUCCAGCGGCCCCAGCGUCUGCGGUGAGGGGCGUGGCCUCGGAAAUGGGCGUGGCUAUGGGGGGUGUGGGUUCGGAAAUGGGAGGGUUCGCACUGAUGGGCGUGGCCCAAGGGGGCGUGGCCGCAGGGGGGUAUUGGUAGGGAGUGUUCAUAAGACGCGGGAAGGGGUGGGGUCUGGGGGGCGUGGCUUGUCGCCGAUGGGCGUUGUCUGGGGAGGGGGCGAUGACAAGAUCGGCCACGCCUUCUCCCCCCCAACCCCCACAGGGGGCUUCUCGGACACAUAUGCGGCACUGUGUGACUACAACGGGCUGAGCUGCCGGGAGGAGGUGCAGUGGGACGUGGACACGCUGUACCAUGCGGGGGAGCGGCGAUGCUUCGACCUGCGGGACUUCAGCCACUUGGAAAGCCGGGAGCUGGCACUUGCAGUGGCAGCACUGGGCUACAACCGCUGGUUCCGGGGGCUGUGCUGCCGUGACCUACGCCUGAGCAGUGAGGUGCAGGCGCAGGUGCUGCAUGCUGUGCGUCGCUCACCUGCGCUGGAGGAACUAAUCCUGGACAAUGUGGGGUUAAACACGGACUUCGCCUCCCGGUUGGCAGCAGCGCUGGCGGCGCACCCAGACCCACCACUGCGAUGCUUGGAGCUGCCCCGUGGGCCCCUGGGGGACAAAGGCCUGGCAGCACUGAGUCAGCGCUUCCUGGGGCUGCCAGGGGGACUGCGACGGCUACGCUUGCCCCACUGUGGCCUGGGGGCACGAGGAUUGGCGGCGCUGGGCCGGGCACUGGGAGCAAACCCUGCUUUCCGCAGCGCCCUACAACUGCUGGACCUGGGCCACAAUCCUGGGCUGCUGGGCAGCCCCCACGGCGCUGACCUCUUUGCCUUCCUGGCUCAACCCAACGCCCUCCUGCACCUUGACCUGGCUUCCACUGACUGCGCCCUUGAUGUGCUCUUCGGGGCGCUGCUGCACGGCUGUUGCUCACGGCUCAGCUACCUCAACGUGGCCGGGAACAGCUUCUGCCACCGGAAGACCCGCGAGGUCCCGCCCACCCUGCAGCAGUUCUUCUGCAGCACCUUUGCCCUAUCCCACAUCAGCCUGGCAGGCGUGCGGCUGCCCCCUGAUGCUCUCAGGUCUCUCCUGCAGGGAUUGGCUGCCAACACCCACCUGGGCGACCUCCAUCUGGACCUGAGCGGCUGUGAGCUCCGCUCACCAGGGGCUCGUGUGUUGGAGGAACUGCUGGGGGGCAUCAGUGCUGUGGGCAGCUUGGACCUGUCAGACAAUGGCUUUGAUGCUGAUUUGCUGACGCUCGUACCAGCCCUGGGGAGGAACAAGGCCCUGAAGCAUCUCUGGUUGGGCAAGAAUUUCAGUGUCAAGGCACGAACACUGGAGGAGAUCCUCCACAAGCUGGUCCAGGUCAUCCAGGAGGACGACUGUUCUCUGCAGUCGCUGUCAGUGGCUGAAUCGAGGCUGAAGGCCAGGACCUGUAUCCUGGUGAAUGCACUGGGCAGCAAUGCCUGCUUGGCCAAAGUGGACCUCAGCGGUAACCUCAUGGAGGAUAUGGGCGCCAAGAUGCUGGCGAAGGCCCUGCAGAUCAACAGCACCUUGCGGAGCCUCAGCUGGGACAGGAACAAUACGACAGCUGUGGGCUUCCAGGACAUCGCCAGGGCCAUGGAGAGCAACCACACACUGACCUUCAUGGCCCUUCCCCUCUGUGACCUCACGGCCGCCUACCGCAGUGCCCCAGAGCGGACAGACACUGGUUGGCAGCAGAUCCAAUGGUGCCUCCUACGCAAUGGCCGCGGUCCCAAGGUGCCACCAGAACAGGUGCUCCGGCUGCAGCGGGGCAUUGUCACCAGCACGGCCGAGCAAGGCUGUUGCCAAGGAGAUGUGCUGCAGAUGCUCUGCCGGCUGAGCGGAAGAGUGCAGGCAGCAGCAAGGGGGCUGCGGGGACACCCAGGAGCCCAACGUGACCUUGCAGAGGCCCAGGAGCUGCUACGGGAAGCCAGGAAUGCCCGUGCGCUGUUCCCCAGCCUGGCAGCACUGGGACCGGCAGGGGCCGGAGCGGGGCCGCUGCAGCUCCUCCUGCAGGGCGUGGCUGGGGACGUGGCCAAGGCUGUGGACAAGGAGCUGGAGGUGCUGCUGGAGGCGCUGCUGGGCCGGGCCGCCGAGCUCUGCCCCCGGGCGACGGCGGCUGGGGUGUGGCCCGGGGGGGCGUGGCUCGGGGGGGCGCCUCGGCCACGCCCCCCUCUGCCCCCCGGCCUGGCCCCGGGGGCGCUGCUGGAGCGGGCAGGGGAGGAGAUCCGGGAGCAGCUGGGGGAGGUGCAGCUGGCGCUGGUGACGUCCUUGACCCAGGCUGUGGUGGCUGAACUGCUGCGGGAGCUGCGCCGUGUCCACCAAGCACUGGCCCAGCACCUGCAGGAUCCGAGGAGUCCCCAGGGGCAGGAGCCAUCCAACAGCACUGAUGAGGAGCUGGGCGUUGAUGUUGAUGCAUCGACAUUGCAGCGGCACAGGCGCUGCUGCCGCCGCAACCGCCCGCCUUCUGCCUUCAUGGGCCAGUCCGAGGGCCUGGAGUCACCAUCGCCCCCCAGGAGCUCUGAGGGGGAUCCCAAGCCCCACCCACUGCACUUCAGGGCCCCUGAGGCGCAGGCGGUGGGGGGCUCCUCCCAGGAGGAGGAGUUUGGCCGGCUGCCCCCCACAGUGCCUCCCUAUCCCCAGGAGCACGACUGCAGCCCCAGCUCAGAGGCAUCAGCCCCCCCAGAAGCUGGCAGCCCCGGGCUGGAGUGGGUGGGGCUUCCUUCCCCACAGACCCCGCCCCCUCAGGCCCCGCCCAGGAUGGGGGCGUGGCCCCCGCACAGCUGCGGCGGCGAGGGAGGGGGCGGGGCCAUCCCGGAGGCUCUGCCCGCCGCUCCGACAGGUGAGGGCUGUCCGAGACGCCGCGAUAGCGGGAGGGGGCGGGAGGGCUCCAGAGGGACCUCGGACAGGAGCCGCCAGCUGCCCCCCCCGAAGCCCCAGCGGAGGCAGCGAGCCCAUUCCUGCGACAAGGCGGACGCCGGGCCCGGGCCGGGAGGAGGAGGUGAGGCCGCCGCGGUGCUCUGAGGGGGCGCCGCUCACCUCACCGCUCGAACGGCCGCUUCUCCCCACAGGCACCUGAGGGGCGGGCAGGACCUCGCAACGGCCGCUCACAGAUGGGAAUAAACCUUUGUUGAAGAGAAA
This is a messenger RNA of Gallus gallus (chicken), 3652 nucleotides long. RefSeq names its product capping protein regulator and myosin 1 linker 3 (gene CARMIL3). The record is from RefSeq and is a predicted model, not a curated record. Lineage: Eukaryota; Metazoa; Chordata; Aves; Galliformes; Phasianidae. The transcript is spliced from 35 exons. Gene Ontology annotation, biological process: regulation of Arp2/3 complex-mediated actin nucleation; cell migration. Gene Ontology annotation, cellular component: plasma membrane; lamellipodium. Bases 20 to 3535 code for a protein of 1171 amino acids.